Molecule: messenger RNA, 549 nt
Organism: Argiope bruennichi
Lineage: Eukaryota; Metazoa; Arthropoda; Arachnida; Araneae; Araneidae
Exons: 1
Coding region: 1-549 (182 amino acids)
Source: RefSeq, a predicted model, not a curated record
AUGCCUAUUCGCAGAACAGAAGUGAAAUCAUUCGCACUUUCUUCAGGAAUGCAAUCAAUAACUAUCCCUAAUGCGUUCAUUGGACAAUUACCGACACGACUUAUAAUGGGUAUGGUAUCUAAUGCUGCAUUUAAUGGGGAUUUUUCAAAAAAUCCAUUCUAUUUCAAGCAUUAUGAUUUAUCAUAUCUUUGUAUAUUAGAUGGCAAUCGUAUGAUUCCGUCAAAGCCCUUUCAACCAAAAUUUGAUAAUUCUAACAGUUACAGCAGAUGUUAUAUGAGUCUAUUUACUGAUUUGGGUAGAUAUCAUAAAGAUCAAGACAUUAAUAUAAGUUACACUGAAUAUAAAGAUGGGUAUACGCUGUUCGCUGUAGAUUUGACGCCCGAUCUCAACGCGGACGGAAUGCACGAAAGUAUUUCACGCAAUGGUAAUUUAACUAUUGAUAUAAAAUUCAGCAAAGCAUUAUCUGAAACUGUAAAUUUAAUAGUUUUUUCAGAGUAUCGAAAUACUAUAGAAAUCGACAAAAGUCGCAGUAUUUUUUCAGAUUUUUGA